Messenger RNA from Musca vetustissima, 975 nucleotides. Its product is annotated as pre-mRNA-splicing factor ISY1 homolog. The record is from RefSeq and is a predicted model, not a curated record. The transcript has 4 exons. Gene Ontology annotation, biological process: generation of catalytic spliceosome for second transesterification step; mRNA 3'-splice site recognition. Bases 1 to 966 code for a protein of 321 amino acids. NCBI's taxonomy places the organism in Eukaryota, Metazoa, Arthropoda, Insecta, Diptera, Muscidae. Gene Ontology annotation, cellular component: post-spliceosomal complex; catalytic step 2 spliceosome; Prp19 complex.
AUGUUAAAUCCCUGUGAUGUUACCUCCGACAGUCAAAUGGUUUUGGCUAAUGCCGCCUAUUUCAAAGUUCAAUGGUCGGAUAAAUUCGACGCCAAAGAUACAAAACAGGAGAUUUUCUAUAUCACCCCUAGCCAGUAUUAUUUCGCUCGUAAUGCGGAAAAGGCUAUGACCACGCUGGCACGGUGGCGUGCCGCUAAAGAAAUUGAAUCGGGCGAAAAGGAUAGGCGGCCGUAUUUGGCAUCGGAAUGUCAAGAUUUGCCAAAAUGUGAAAAAUAUCGUUUAGAAAUUAUUAGAGAAAUUUCAAAUAAGGUGGCCCAAAUACAAAAUGCCGGUCUCGGUGAAUUUCGUAUACGUGAUUUGAACGACGAAAUCAACAAGUUGCUGCGGGAAAAACGUCAUUGGGAAAAUCAAAUAUCAGCCUUGGGUGGACCACACUAUCGACGAUAUGGACCGAAAAUGUUCGAUGCCGAGGGCCGUGAAGUACCGGGAAAUCGUGGCUAUAAAUAUUUCGGUGCUGCCAAAGAUUUGCCCGGAGUACGAGAGCUGUUUGAACAAGAACCUCCACCACCACCGCGUAAAACUCGGGCGGAAUUAAUGAAAGAUGUCGAUGCCGAAUAUUAUGGGUAUCGUGAUGACGACGAUGGCAUUCUGAUACCAUUGGAGGAACGUAUUGAACAAUUGGCUGUUCAGACGGCGGUACGAGAAUGGAAAGAGAAAAUGGCUCGAGAUGGUCAUAUUGAUUUAGACGACGAUGAAGAGGGCGAUGAUAUUUAUCCGCUAUCAAUACCAGCAAGAGAAGCCGCUGAAGAUGCUAAAAAGUCUGAAGAGGGAAAUCCAAUGGAAUUGCUGGCACCCAAGUUUACUGCCCAUGUUCCGGUACCAACACAAAAGGAUGUCGAAGAAGCGUUGUUGAGAAAACGUAAACAAGAAUUGUUGGAAAAAUAUGCUGGUGGUUUAGAUGAAUGAUUAAUAAUA